UAUUCAAACCCCAGCAUUUGAAAUAUCUUCACACAGAAAUCACCGGAGAUUUGCAGAGGGAGAAUUUACGGACGGUGACAGAGAUGGGCGCAGUGAACAUCUGGAAUGCCAUGGAAGUCUCCGGUGAAGCUCGUAAUAACUAUGACUUUGAGAUUGUUCAUUCUUCACUCAUCGUCGAUCACUCCCUUCCUUUGUCGGAGAUGAAACCUCGCCUUGUAGAGCUUUGCAAGGACCUAUUCAAGCACUGGUCAAAUUUGAAUGAAUCACAUUUUUUUGCCGAGAAAGUGUCUGGUGGCAUUACGAAUCUCUUAAUGAAGGUAUCCGUAAAGGAAGAAAAUGGGAAUAUGGUGCAUGUGACAGUUAGGCUAUAUGGUCCAAAUACUGAAUAUGUUAUCGAUCGUGAAAGGGAAUUGCAGGCCCUUCAUCACCUCUCCGCUGCAGGGUUUGGUGCCAAGUUGCUAGGAGUAUUUGGGAAUGGAAUGGUGCAAUCCUUUAUAGAUGCUCGCACUCUAAAUCCUUCAGAUAUGAGGAAACCAAACUUGGCAGCCGAAAUUGCAAAACAACUUAACCGGUUCCAUCAGGUAGAUAUACCAGGAUCCAGGGAACCACAACUGUGGAAUGAUAUCUUGAAGUUUUUUGAAAGUGCAUCCAAUCUUACUUUUGAUGAUGAUGAGAAGCAGGAGAAAUUUGUAAAAAUUUCAUUUGAAGAAGUUCGUGCCGAAAUUACUAAGCUUAAGGAAUUGACAGGUCGUCUUGAUGCUCCUGUGGUGUUUGCUCAUAAUGACUUGCUUUCUGGGAACCUAAUGUUGAAUGAUGUUGAAGAGAAACUCUACUUCAUAGAUUUUGAAUAUGGAUCAUACAAUUAUAGAGGUUUCGACAUUGGAAAUCACUUCAAUGAAUAUGCUGGCUACAAUUGCGACUACACCUUGUACCCGAAUAAGAACGAACAAUAUCAUUUCUUCAGGCAUUACUUAAACCCUGAAAAACCGAAUGAGGUAUCGGAUAACGAUCUCGAAGCGCUCUACAUCGAGACUAACUGCUACAUGUUGGCUUCACACUUGUAUUGGGCACUUUGGGCUUUGAUCCAGGCGAAAAUGUCACCAAUUGAUUUCGAUUAUCUCGGUUACUUCUUUCUGAGAUACGAUGAAUACAAGAAGCAAAAGAACAGGUGUUUCUCUAUGGCAAAGUCUUACCUAUCUCGCUCUAAUACCAUGUAGAACGUUCCUUCCCUCAAAUUCAAACUACAUUUUUGAAUCUUAUUUAGACGAAAUCAAAGGUUAAAAUGAAACUCGAAAGAUCGUUAUACUCUUCGAUGUAACUCUCAGAUUCUAUAAGUGUUCAAUAGUACGGUGGUUGUAUCUGUAGUCGU
Messenger RNA from Cynara cardunculus var. scolymus (artichoke), 1369 nucleotides. Its product is annotated as probable ethanolamine kinase. Gene Ontology annotation, biological process: phosphatidylcholine biosynthetic process; phosphatidylethanolamine biosynthetic process. Gene Ontology annotation, molecular function: ethanolamine kinase activity; choline kinase activity. The record is from RefSeq and is a predicted model, not a curated record. The transcript has 11 exons. Lineage: Eukaryota; Viridiplantae; Streptophyta; Magnoliopsida; Asterales; Asteraceae. Gene Ontology annotation, cellular component: cytoplasm. Bases 84 to 1217 code for a protein of 377 amino acids.